Messenger RNA from Pistacia vera, 932 nucleotides. RefSeq names its product probable inactive dual specificity protein phosphatase-like At4g18593. Gene Ontology annotation, molecular function: protein tyrosine/serine/threonine phosphatase activity. The record is from RefSeq and is a predicted model, not a curated record. Lineage: Eukaryota; Viridiplantae; Streptophyta; Magnoliopsida; Sapindales; Anacardiaceae. The transcript has 3 exons. The coding region runs from base 138 to 560 and encodes 140 amino acids. Gene Ontology annotation, biological process: protein dephosphorylation.
AACCUCCGAUAUAAGAAAAUGUGGAGCAUCUUCUCAAGCAAGGUUUUUGGAUGACACAGCUACCAGAAGGUCCAGACUACCAAACCAGUCCCGGUGAAUCUUGAAAGAUAUCCGUCCAAGUUAGUAGAUUUGUUAAAAUGUCUGGUGAGUAUUUGCAAACGGCAGCAGCUAGUAACUCUGGUUUCGCAGAACCUGUCCCAAAACCUCAGAUCGUAUACCGCUGCAAAAAAUGCCGGAGAAUUGUUGCCUCAGAGGAGAACAUAGUUCCCCAUGAGCGAGGAAAGGGAGAGCAAUGUUUCAAAUGGAAAAAGAGAAGCAAUGACCCUGGGAAAAUAGAAAAGGAAGUAGCCGAAUGCUCCUCCAUAUUUGUGGAAUCUAUGAAGUGGAUGCAAUCAUUACAAGAAGGUUCCGUGGAAGAUAAACUUCAGUGCAUGGGAUGUAAAGCCCGCUUGGGUUCCUUCAACUGGGCAGGUAUGCAGUGCAGUUGUGGAGCCUGGGUGACUCCUGCGUUUCAGUUGCACAAAAGCCGAUUAGACAAGUGUGAAGUAGGACUACUCUAGCCCUUUUUUUUUAUUUCAUGAUAAAAAACUGAGACAGUGAAGUAUCAUGAGAAUAAAAACUGGUUGCAUAUAGUUACAUGAGUUUAGAUGUACAAAUGAUUGAUUACGAAUUCAAUAAUAUUAACCUCACUAAUCCCAUGUGGGAGUUUGUGAUUAGCUUGGUUAGAUAGGACCCAUUAUUAGACAGACGGACCCCAUGUAAAUUGACGAAUUGUGAACUGACAUUUGGCGUUAGUAAGAGAAGGUUAGUAAGAAGUGUUAGUGAGUGUAGUAUUACUCUUAUGAAUUUCCUUAUGAUUUUCACCCUUUUAUUGCUUGAUGGAAUAUGCUGCAUUUGGUGACUUGGUAUUUUAAAUUCACCCUUUUUCUUUC